CGAGCUGUACCUCGACUGAAGCUGCUUCUUAUAUCUUAAAAACAACAUGCUUCACUCAGAGGAGGGGAUCAUGUGCUGUAGUUAAAGGACACACAGUAAGAUGAUGCUCCUGUGGCUGUCUGCCUUUUCUCUGGUGUCUCUGACCCCAGUGUGUGACGCAGUGUGUUCAGCUCAGGAGUUCAGCUGCUCUCAGGAUCUGUGUGUGUCCGAGGGAAGUGUGUGUGACUUCACUGACGACUGUGGAGAUUACAGCGAUGAGGAAAACUGCUCUGGAUAUAAGAGGUGUGAUUUUGAAGAUGGAUUCUGUGACUUGAUGCAGAGCUCAGAGUCCAGAUGGAUCAGAACUACUGAGGCUCAUGGACUCAAACAGGACCACACAAACACAUCAGCUCACUUCCUGUCCCUUUCACCUGGAAACAGAACCUCUGCAGACCUGAUCAGUCCUUUCCUCCUGCCCAGUGAAACCUGCCAG
Molecule: messenger RNA, 472 nt
Organism: Notothenia coriiceps (black rockcod)
Lineage: Eukaryota; Metazoa; Chordata; Actinopteri; Perciformes; Nototheniidae
Product: MAM and LDL-receptor class A domain-containing protein 1-like
Exons: 3
Cellular component (GO): membrane
Molecular function (GO): protein binding
Source: RefSeq, a predicted model, not a curated record